This is a messenger RNA of Solanum verrucosum, 2979 nucleotides long. RefSeq names its product protein CHROMATIN REMODELING 25. Bases 97 to 2958 code for a protein of 953 amino acids. Gene Ontology annotation, biological process: reciprocal meiotic recombination; double-strand break repair via synthesis-dependent strand annealing. NCBI's taxonomy places the organism in Eukaryota, Viridiplantae, Streptophyta, Magnoliopsida, Solanales, Solanaceae. The record is from RefSeq and is a predicted model, not a curated record. Gene Ontology annotation, cellular component: nucleus. Gene Ontology annotation, molecular function: DNA translocase activity; ATP binding; ATP-dependent chromatin remodeler activity. The transcript has 21 exons.
UCUUCCUAGAGACGCUUUCCGCUUCGACUUACCGCCAAAACGGAAAGAUUCAAAUGCCUUAAGCAGAGAGCAGCUCUCGCGUCUGAGCUACGAGGAAUGGAGGACGAGGGAGAGGCUCUUUCAGCAUCGAGCGACAAAUCCCUUAGAGAGCCUGAGGAUGACAUCGAUUGCGUAUCUAAUAGUGGCGAGGACGACGACGACGAUGAAUGGAAUGUAGAAUCUCAGGCGGGUACCAGUUCGCCAGACGAAGACCGUAAAUCGCAAAAUGUUGAUGCUCUUGUGAGGGGUAACCUUAUUGUGAAAAGACAGUCCCUACUUCCACGAGUCUAUUCAGUGACAGAUGCAGCAGCCAAUCUCCGAAAGCCAUUCAAACCUCCAAGCUCCAAUGGUUACAGUAGUAGCAAUGAGCAUCUAGCUCGCCGUCUUUGUGCUCGUAAAAGGUUUGUGCCAUGGGGUUCAACAAGUCCAACAUUGAUUGCUAUUACAAACAGGCUGAAAGCUCCAGAAGCUGCUGAGAUAGAUGUGGUGGAAGACAAUUUAGAACUGCCACCUGGUGUUGAACCUCUGGUGUUGUGGCAGCCUGAAGAGAUUGUGGAGGAAGGCUAUAGUUUAGUACCUAUAAUUGUGGAUCCAUUGCUUGUUAGGUUCCUUCGUCCUCAUCAAAGGGAAGGGGUCCAGUUCAUGUUUGACUGUGUGUCAGGUGCACUUAGUAGCUUCAAUAUUAAUGGAUGCAUUUUGGCUGAUGAUAUGGGUUUGGGGAAGACUCUGCAAUCAAUCACACUACUUUACACUCUUCUUCGCCAGGGAUUUGAUGGAAAAGCUAUGGUCAGGAAGGCAAUAAUUGUGACCCCUACUAGUCUUGUUAGUAAUUGGGAGGCCGAAAUCAGUAAAUGGGUUGGAGAAAGAGUUAAACUUGUUGCUUUAUGUGAAAGCACCAGAGAUGAUGUUGUGUCUGGCAUAGAAAGUUUUAUCAAUCCCCAUAGUAAUAUACAGGUUUUAAUUGUUUCCUACGAGACAUUUCGGAUGCAUUCUUCAAAAUUCAGUAAUUCUGGAUCAUGCGACCUUCUCAUAUGUGAUGAGGCUCACAGAUUGAAAAAUGAUCAAACACUGACAAAUCGAGCAUUGGCUUCUCUAGCAUGCAAACGCCGGGUUCUGCUAUCAGGGACUCCAAUGCAAAAUGAUCUAGAAGAGUUUUAUGCCAUGGUUAAUUUCACCAAUCCGGGUAUCUUGGGUGAUGCUGCACACUUUCGGCGUUAUUUUGAGACACCAAUAAUAUGUGGUAGGGAACCCACUGCCACAGAGGAAGAGAAGAAACUAGGAUCUGACCGCUCUGCUGAACUGAGUUCCAAAGUUAAUCAGUUUAUUUUGAGGAGGACAAAUGCGUUAUUGUCAAACCACCUACCACCAAAGAUAAUUGAAGUUGUUUGUUGCAAGCUGACACCGCUCCAGUCAGAGCUGUACAAUCAUUUUAUACAUUCAAAAAAUGUGAAACGAGCUAUCGCUGAAGAAGCAAAACAGUCAAAAAUCUUAGCUUACAUAACAGCUCUGAAGAAGCUUUGCAAUCAUCCAAAGCUGAUAUACGACACGAUACGAGGUGGAAGUCCAGGGACAUCGGGUUUUGAGGACUGCAUUCGCUUUUUCCCUCCAGAAAUGUUCUCUGGAAGGUGCGGCUCAUGGACGGGUGGCGCUGGAUUGUGGGUUGAACUUUCAGGGAAAAUGCAUGUCUUAGCCCGGCUACUGGCUCAACUUCGUCAGAAAACAGAUGAUAGGAUUGUUUUGGUUUCCAAUUACACACAGACACUGGACCUUUUCUCUCAAUUAUGCCGUGAAAGGAGAUAUCCCUUCUUAAGACUUGAUGGAACUACGUCAAUUAGUAAAAGACAGAAGCUAGUUAAUCAUUUCAACGAUCCAGCAAAGGAUGAGUUUGCAUUUCUGUUGAGCAGCAAGGCUGGAGGUUGCGGUCUUAAUUUGAUUGGUGGGAACCGUCUGGUUUUAUUUGAUCCUGACUGGAAUCCAGCCAAUGACAAACAGGCAGCUGCAAGAGUCUGGAGAGAUGGACAAAAGAAGAGGGUCUACAUCUAUAGGUUUUUGAGUACUGGAACUAUUGAAGAAAAGGUUUACCAGCGUCAGAUGUCAAAGGAAGGUCUUCAGAAAGUUAUUCAGCAGGAACAAACAGAUUCUGAUAUCCAGGGAAACUGUCUCUCAGCAGAAGACUUGCGGGACCUGUUCACAUUUCAUGAUAGUAGGUCUGAGAUUCAUGAAAAAAUGAGCUGCGACCGCUGCCAACCAGAUGCAGUGAUGCCGGAUGACAACAUCAUAGCUGAGUUGCACACUCAGGGUCAUCAGCCUGAUCAAGAGGAUAUUGGGGGGUUUGCAGGUGUAGCUGGUUGCUUGCAUACAUUACAAAGCUCAGAGAAGCAGAUUGGAGCUCCCAAGGAAGAGGACUUGGCCAGUUGGGGUCAUCAUUUUUCCCCAAAAUCAGUACCAGAUGUAAUUUUCCAGUCCGCAGCAGGAAAUGAGGUUUCGUUUGUUUUCACUUGCCAAGUGGAUGGGAAACUCGUGCCUGUUGAAUCAAUUCUAAAGUCAAAACAAGAGGUGGAAAAUAGAGAUUCACCUCAUUUCAAAGAAAUGCUUAUGAGAAAGGCCACAUUUUCAUCUCCACGUCAAGCACCAUCACUGAAGACGAUGUCAUCAAGCAAGCCGUCUAGUGAGAAAGAAAACUCUUUUCCGAAACAGGAUUUGAUAUUGCAAGCUCAAGCACUGUCAGCAUCAACUCCUAAUGGAACUUCUAUGAGUACAUUACCUGCAUUUUUUAAACCUUUGCAAAAGCCAAGAAGCAAGUUAAAUAGACCUUUAGAAGAUACUAAAAUAUACGAGAAGAGCAAACUCUCUUCCGAGAAUCUUUUGCCCAAAAAGAGAUUAUCUCCUGAUUACAUAUAUGAUGAUGAUUUUGCCUAGAACUUGGUCCCUCUGUGUUUU